Molecule: messenger RNA, 2325 nt
Organism: Polyodon spathula (Mississippi paddlefish)
Lineage: Eukaryota; Metazoa; Chordata; Actinopteri; Acipenseriformes; Polyodontidae
Gene: sufu
Product: suppressor of fused homolog (Drosophila)
Exons: 13
Coding region: 202-1656 (484 amino acids)
Cellular component (GO): nucleus; cytoplasm
Molecular function (GO): transcription factor binding
Source: RefSeq, a predicted model, not a curated record
CGUUGCUCAAGAAGCAACAAGCUUCUCUUCAGAGUGAUUGAGGCAGGUUUGCUGGACCCGUUAGUGAACACGGGUCAUUAAAACAGGUAUAUAGCCCGGCUUUGGCAAGCCAGACGAUAACGCAGUUAUUCUUAUCACUGAGAUAAAGAUUUAUUCUCGAGGUUUAUCAUCAUUCAUACAUAUCGGUCCCGGGUGUGAGUGAUGGAUGACGUGCGGCCUAGCGGCGGCGCCGGAGCCCUGGGUCUGGCGUCGCUAUUCCCCCCGGGUCUGCAAGCUAUUUACGGGGAAUGCAGGCGGCUGUACCCCGAGCAGCCGAACCCGCUGCAGGUCACAGCCAUCGUGAAAUACUGGUUGGGCGGGCCAGAUCCCUUAGACUAUAUUAGUAUGUACAGGAGUGUGGGGAGCCCAGCACAGAAUAUUCAAGAACACUGGCACUACAUUAGCUUUGGGCUGAGUGAUCUCUAUGGAGACAACAGAGUGCACGAAUUUACUGGACAAGAUGGACCGAGUGGAUUUGGGUUCGAGCUGACAUUUAGGCUAAAGCGAGAAGCGGGAGAGACAGCCCCCCCGACGUGGCCAGCGGAGCUCAUGCAGGGGCUGGCUAGAUAUGUGUUCCAGUCAGAAAACACGUUCUGCAGCGGGGAUCAUGUUUCGUGGCACAGUCCUUUAGAUAACAGUGAAUCCCGCAUCCAACACAUGCUGCUAACCGAGGACCCUCAGUUACAGCCAGUGCAAACACCCUUUGGACUGUUAACAUUCCUGCAGAUUGUGGGUGUUUGUACAGAGGAGCUCCAGGCUGCCCAGCAAUGGAACGGCCAAGGAGUCCUUGAUUUAUUACGCACUGUCCAUGUUGCUGGAGGCCCUUGGUUAAUCACGGACAUGAGAAGGGGGGAGACCAUAUUUGAAAUUGAUCCACACCUACAACAGGAAAGAGUGGAUAAAGGAAUCGAGACGGAUGGCUCCAACCUGAGUGGUGUGAGUGCAAAGUGUGCCUGGGAAGAUCUGAGCAGGCCUCCAGAGGAUGAGGAAGACAGCAGGAGUAUCUGCGUGGGCUCCCAGCCUCGCCGCCUGUCUGACAAAGACACGGAACAGAUCCGAGAGGCAUUGCGGAGGGGACUAGAAAUUAACAACAAACCAGUUUUACCACCGAUCAGUGGACAAAGACAGAGUCAUGACCGGCCCCAACAAUCAGUGGGCCAUUUGCAGAGCCAGCAGACUUCAAGGAGCCGUAAGGACAGUCUGGAAAGUGAAAGCUCUGCAGCCAUUGUCCCUCAUGAGCUGGUACGCACCAGACAGCUGGAGAGUGUCCACCUCCAGUUCAACCAGGAGUCUGGGACGCUUAUUCCACUGUGCCUCAAGGGCCGGCUGCUCCACGGAAGACACUUCACUUACAAAAGUAUUACAGGUGACACUGCCAUCACGUUUGUAUCAACAGGAGUGGAAGGAGCCUUUGCCACUGAGGAACAUCCAUAUGCUGCUCACGGACCGUGGCUACAGAUCCUGCUGACCGAGGAGUUUGUAGAAAGAAUGCUUGAAGAUCUAGAGGACCUAACGGCACGAGAAGUACCUAAGCUACCCAAGGAAUAUAGCUGGCCGGAGAAGAAGCUGAAGAUCUCCAUCUUGCCAGACUCUGUGUUUGACAGUCCUCUGCAGUAGCGCAGGAGAGGUCACAUGACGGGUCCCAGAGAGGAGUACACCCAGACUCCACUGCUGCAGUGAAGUGAAGCUAAAUGAAAAACAGAGUAGAGACAUGGAAACAACCCCUGACCUGCAUCUGGAAACACUGACCUGCCCAUACUGGGUGAGGUGCUGUUUGUCUAAGUGCCCUUCCACUCUGUCCUGCCUCAAUUCCACUGUGCGUGUGUGUGUGUGUGUGUGUGUGUGUCCGUCCGCCCUCCCUAUACUAUUCAAACAUUGCUUUGUGCUUGACUCGGUUGAGUCUGUGGGGAGCUAGACUGAGGAACAGCCUAACAGUAAUUCCCUGAUCCUGGAGUUAUCCCUGCUGGUGUCUGUCCACACCUGUGAUGGGACCAGGAAGGUUUAAUCAAUCUAAACCCUGCCAGGGUCAGCCACAGUGGGAGUAUAUUUGAGUAUUUGACCAAUCCAGCUGUGGCUUAUCACUUCAAGGUAUGGGUUGAUCAAACUAUUGAAAAACAAAAGGACCCUUGCUAAAUCCUUGGAUCAGAUUUCUGUCACACAGUUACAAAAGAAACAAGUUGCACAUUAAUCAGUGUUUUGUUGUUGUUGUUGUUGUUUGUAUUGUAGCUAUUUGAAGUACAGACCGCGUACUCAGUUUCCAUUGUUUGUACGUUUUUUUUUUCAAUU